CAGCGCGCGCCAGAGGUAUGAAAUUUAAGAACUCCGCCCAGCCACUCGUGUUGUCAUUUGGGUCGGUGUUGUCUGUGCGGUAGGACAGUCUCGCAGGGCUCUGUCCAGCAGAAAGGUCCACCCUGACCUGUACCGUUGAAGGGACAAGAUCGGCGACCUAAGGUCUCCGUCCUUUUAGCCAACAGAGUCGGCCGUGAUGGGUUCAAAUGGCAGUCCUUCCCAAAUUGCAGAGGGCACUGAGCAAGUCGAGGAUCGACAGAAGACAGUCAACAAGCCGCCGCAAUUGCAAGAUGUCCUGCGCCACGCGUGUCCAUCGUCCAGCAAAGCUCGCCUUCUGUCUACCUUCAAGAACAUCCUUGAGCGCGAGAACUGCGACUUCAUGUGGGUUACCAAGGAGUGGCGGCCGCAGCCUGUGACGCAGCACUCUCGGACGCGAUCCACGGCCCAAAUCCGCCAGGACGUCUUUGCCAGUCCCAAAAUGCAGCACACCGUCGAAGAGCUGAGCCAGCAGAAUGGAGUUCCAAAGGAAGCGCUAUGGCAAGAGCUCAACGAAAUUCUCGUCGAAAUGGGCCACACGCAAACCAUGCCCGUAGUGCGAUGGUUUGGCUACGUCCUCUCCAAGAUCAUGAGAAAAAUCUACAACGGGGUGUACGUCAAUGAAGAGAGCAUCACCAGACUCCGAGCAAGAGUCGGAAACAACCCUGUAAUUUUUAUGCCCAGUCAUCGGAGUUAUGCUGACUUCCUCCUCAUGUCUUACGUCUGCUUUAAUUACAACAUUAUGCUGCCAGUGAUUGCGGCAGGAAUGGAUUUUGUCGCAAUGUGGGGCGUCGGACGACUGCUUCGAGACUCAGGCGCUUUUUUCAUCAGACGUUCUUUCGGGAAUGACAAGCUCUACUGGGCAGCAUUCAGCGAAUACGUUCAAACUCUGAUCACCGCCGGGGAAAACCCUAUCGAGUUUUUCGUUGAGGGUACGAGGAGCAGAACGGCCAAGUCGCUCUGCCCCAAACUCGGUCUUCUCUCAGUUGCCUUGGAGCCGUAUUUCACUGGUCAAGUUUCAGACAUAUUGGUGGUGCCUAUCAACAUUAGUUACGACCGAACUUUAGAGGAAACUUUGUAUUCAUAUGAACUUUUGGGAGUCCCUAAGCCAAAAGAGUCUACCUCGGGGCUAUUUAAAGCACUGAAUGUUCUGGAUGAGCAGUACGGUCGAAUUCACAUUGAUUUCACGGAGCCCAUCUCAGCAAACAAUUUUUUCGGUGAUCUUCGCUCUCCAAAACUUCUUCGACCUCUCCACUUGCCGCACCAAAUCACUGCUGGCGAGUCUUCCCGAAUUAUUUGGCUAGCAAAUCAUGUUGUGCGGCAGCAACAGAAGCAUGCUGUGAUUUCCCUAUUUUCUUUAGCCGCUGUUGUCAUAACACAUCAUAGCCUCACUAAGCCAAGAAACCAAUUGCUCAAGGUGCAAGAGCUGACCAAAGAGGUUGCCUUGCUCAAAUCUACAGUGGAAUCUCUCGGUGGACUUCUAGAUUGCAGAGAAAACUUGGAUGUGUCUUUGAGAGAAGCUCUUCAGAUCCACAAGUCAUUGGUGCACUUGUCGGAGGAUGGUGUGGUGCGUUUAAAAAAUGUAGCCACUCAAGCUGCCGUAGCCGUAGACCCAACCAAACUCAAAGGGCACAAUUUACAAGACAAAACUCUGCAAGUGGGUGUUCCCAUGGUCAUGUUGCAGCAUUACAUAAAUCAAACUCUUCACCUCUUCAUUUGUCCAGCUAUGAUAUGCGUUGCUGUCGAGCAUUCAAUCAAGCAAGGAAGUGGACUAAAAGAUGACAUUUUUGCCAAAUAUCAAUUCUUGAGAAAACUUCUCUCACACGAGUUUAUUCUUCAUUCAGCUUGGGAGGAAAUGGACUUCGAGGAAUCAGUGUUUCAGCUGAAGGCAUUGCAAGUGCUGGACGAGAGUCUUCGAGAGCCACAGAAACUUUGUUUAGGUCAAAACACCAAAUUGUUCCAAAUUAUCAGCCACCUUCUCCUUCCGUUCCUUUCUGGCUACUCCAAUACUUGCAAAGUUUUGUUGGAGACACCAGCAGGGAAGAGGGUGAAUCUCAACGACACUCUCAAAUUGGCCCAGGAGAGGAUAGAAAAAUUGCUGCUGAAUUCACACUUGAACCACCAUUACUCUUUAUCUCUGGACCUCCUCACGGCUGCAGUCAGCUCCCUCUCAGCAAUGGGAUCUCUCUCAAAACACAAAGAAAAUGGAAAAGUUUCAUAUUCAGUAAACGAGAGUCGUCUAAUCCAGGUUUCGCAAGUACUCGAAGAUUUCUUCCAAAUGGUGGCCCACAGUGUCCGAAACCCACAAGAGGAGAUGGCUCGGCAACUUGUCACUCGGGAAAAAGCAAGAUUAUGAAGGUGGCCUCUGUUAGGCUAUGUUGAUUCCAUGCUAGUCCACUGCCAUGUAUUGUUUCUUAACAUAGACUUAAUUUCUCACAGAUAUAACAAACGAACAAUAUUUUUGUACUGAUUGCUGGAUAAGUAGCAGCUAACAAAGUUUGUUCAGUCAAAAUUGUGUCUGUUAACAUUCCUUUUCUGUACUGUAAUCUCCGCAUAUUGAAUGCUUUUGCCAAUAUUAGAAAGCUAAAAACUGUUAAAAGGUUGUGAUGAUUUUGGUAUAAUCUUCUAAAUUGUAAAAUUUAAAAAUUUAUGAGUUUUGAUUCAUCUGAUGUGAUAGCAUAAUAUGCAAUUAAAAAACUUCAUAAG
Molecule: messenger RNA, 2742 nt
Organism: Neocloeon triangulifer
Lineage: Eukaryota; Metazoa; Arthropoda; Insecta; Ephemeroptera; Baetidae
Gene: Dhap-at
Product: dihydroxyacetone phosphate acyltransferase
Exons: 15
Coding region: 197-2392 (731 amino acids)
Biological process (GO): ether lipid biosynthetic process
Cellular component (GO): mitochondrial membrane; peroxisomal membrane
Molecular function (GO): glycerone-phosphate O-acyltransferase activity
Source: RefSeq, a predicted model, not a curated record